Molecule: messenger RNA, 1085 nt
Organism: Chrysochloris asiatica (Cape golden mole)
Lineage: Eukaryota; Metazoa; Chordata; Mammalia; Afrosoricida; Chrysochloridae
Gene: KRT222
Product: keratin 222
Exons: 6
Coding region: 63-950 (295 amino acids)
Molecular function (GO): structural molecule activity
Source: RefSeq, a predicted model, not a curated record
CUGCCGCGGCAGCUCCUCCUUUCGAUUAGGUUCAGUUAGCCAAGGUGGAGGAUGGGAAAAGAAUGGAACUGUCCCAGCUACUCAAUGAGAUCAGGGCAAACUAUGAAAAGCUCCUCACCAGAAAUCAGAUAGAGACCGUGCUCUCAAGAAGGAUCCAGCUAGAAGAAGACAUAAGUAAAAAAAUGGACAAAGAUGAAGAGGCUUUAAAGGCGGCUCAAGCAGAGCUCAAGGAAGCCCGACGUCAGUGGCACCACUUGCAAGUGGAAAUUGAAUCUCUCCAUGCUGUGGAAAGGGGCCUUGAAAAUUCCCUACAUGCCAGUGAGCAACACUACCAAACGCAGCUGCAAGACCUGGAAUCUGUGAUUGAAGGACUAGAAAAAGAACUGCAGGAAGUAAGGUGUGGCAUCGAGAGACAGCUUCAGGAGCACGAGAUGCUUCUCAACACGAAGAUGAGGCUUGAACAGGAAAUAGCCACCUACCGGCGCCUCCUAGAAAAGGAAGAAAUCAGAUAUUACGGUUCUAUCCAAGGUGGGCAAAAAGACCAAAAACCUACCACAAGUAGAAUUGGUUUUGUUUUACCUUCAGCCAUUAUAAAUGAAAUAGCUUAUUCAACAAAAGUCUCACAAAAGUAUGAAAAUGAAAAAGUGGGAACAGUAACUAAACAGGCAACAGUAAAUGGAAACAUCGUGAAGGAGAGCUCUGAAGCACAUGGCACUGUACAGACAGAGAAAGUUGAUGAGGUUAUUAAAGGAUGGGAAGGUUCCUUCUUUAAAGAUAACCCGCCAUUAAGGAAAAAGUCAGUUUCUCUUCGAUUUGAUCUUCACUUAGCAGCCACUGAUGAAGGAUGUUUACAGACUAAACAGGAGAAUCUACCAGAUAUAGAAAUCAGGCUUAUCAUGAGAAGAUCAUGCAGUAUCCCCUCUAUCAAACCUCCAUCAACAGCUAAUUAACCCGGAGACAACAUUUGACAUGAUUUGUAAAUGUCUUUAGGCUGGACCUGGUAGGCCAUGCUAACACUUCCAUCCCUGAAAGUAAGUGAUUAAGUGCUUGUGGAAAAGGUUAUAAUCAAUCUAUGAUUUUCUUCA